GCAAUGGUCAUGUGUCUCACAAUACACUCCAACCUCCAGAGGUGGACAUUGUGUCACCACCUGUGGCUGCCAGGGACCCAUUACCUCCACUGCAGAGAGUGCCUCAUGUCAAUUCCAUGUUCACGGAAGAUAAGCUUUCCCGUGAGAGCUCCCUGGCCUCCAAUCCUCAGGUUCAGGAUGUGCCUGAGGUGUCUGUGGACCUGGUGGCUCCUGAUGAUGUUGAGAAACUGGAACCAGAGAAGGAGGAAGAUGUUUGCACAUCCCUGUCCAUUCCCAAGUCCACUCCUGAGACUCUAUCCAUGAAUGAGAAAUUAGAAGAGAACGAAGAUAUAAAUUCAAUUAUGGCAUCAGCUGAACAACAGGCUAGUGAUGUGCUGAAAAGCCAAUCUCAAGCAGUCCUUGAGACCUGUGAAAACGUUGUAUCAAUGAAGAAAAAUGCAAUAAAAAAAAUUGUCAGUGAAGAAAAUGAAGUUGAAAGCAAAGUGGUGGUUACUAAUAAAAAG
Messenger RNA from Homalodisca vitripennis (glassy-winged sharpshooter), 503 nucleotides. RefSeq lists its product as uncharacterized. Lineage: Eukaryota; Metazoa; Arthropoda; Insecta; Hemiptera; Cicadellidae. The record is from RefSeq and is a predicted model, not a curated record. The annotation marks the transcript as partial. The transcript has 4 exons.